Talaromyces rugulosus is the source of this 1740-nucleotide messenger RNA. RefSeq lists its product as uncharacterized. The record is from RefSeq and is a predicted model, not a curated record. NCBI's taxonomy places the organism in Eukaryota, Fungi, Ascomycota, Eurotiomycetes, Eurotiales, Trichocomaceae. The transcript is spliced from 5 exons. The coding region runs from base 1 to 1740 and encodes 579 amino acids.
AUGCUACAACAAGGGUCGCAAGCGAGCAGGGACUCCACUGGGAGGAUCCUCUUCCAGGACCAACAAGCCAAUCUCAGAGACGUCUUCUACCUGCAGUUUGUCAUAACAAUCUAUUGUCCCGCUUAUCCUAUCCUAUCUAUUGACUCAGACGCGCUUCUAGAAGCCCCUAAGUCUACGUUGGAUUGGGACCGAGUCGAUGGUAUUUUACGCUAUCUCGAUACGCUAGAGCUACCGGCCAACUCGCAUAACAAAGAGGUUCGCGCUAACAUACAGAAUUUUGGUGUCUUCAGUCUAUGCCAGGGCCCAGUAGACAAUAAUUUUGAUGCGGCGACCCCUUGUAUAUCGAGAGACUGCGGGUCCGAGGAGUGUGAAAUGGCUUUGGAUUCUGACUUGAGAUUAAUGGAUCCUGGAGGCCCGUAUGAAAACUGUGAUGCAGAAGAGGCAGCCUGGAAUCUGUGUAACCUUUAUGAGCAACAGGUUUCUGUGGAUGUCUCAGACCAACAGGUUUUGGUCGAUUCAGGAGCCUCAUCGUCUCCGUCAAUUCAUUCACACCAUACGGUACAAGUGCAGGGGCUCGACCCCGAGUUACUGGCCUUGCCCAACAAUGAUGCUGAUGACCCUCUUACGAGAACGUAUUCAACCUUGGAACCUCUGAAACCCCCUCUGGAGACUCUGGUAGUCCCCUCUCAGGAACGUCCUUGGAAGACGAUCCAUCUACCUCGUGUAUUGCAGUCUGCUGGCGAACUGAGCUUUGGGGGCACCACAACCCGAAUACGUGCCGCAUUGAAAAAUUCACUACUUUCUAUAAGUGCUUUUUAUCUGUCAAAUGACCAUCGUGCCCAUAAUCGCAAUCAGAAAGCUGGAAACUGGGCCACAGUCGCCUCACGCUAUCGCUGUGAUGCCAUCGGGCUCCUUAAACACGCCGUUGAAAUCGAUCUCUAUGCCGAUGAAAGGCCUAGAUAUAAGGAGUUCCUUGCUACUAUGGUAUCUAUGGUCACGAUCAAUAAUGCUUAUGGUCAGCCGCCCGCUUUUCGUGAGGAGCGGCUUUAUAUCGAAGAGGAUGAAAGUCCGUCGAUGAUGCAAAUGGUGUCCGAUGGCGUAUCAAGUGAAGCUCAACUGUCAGCCUACGAAUGUAUCUACGGGAUACCGCAGAGUCUUUUGCUUCUCUUGAAGGAGUCCAUCGAAGUCAUAGAUGAGCUCAACUUUUAUCGCACCAAUGCGGAUAUGUCCUACGUUCCAGAAAAUCUGAGUCGGAAAUGUGAUGAACUUGAACAAAGAAUCAUGGACUGGCCGAUCGAAGAGAGUCUUCGUCGACACAGAGGGUCUGGAAGCGAUACCGCUUCCAUCAUAAUUUAUCAUCAAACAAGGGCAUUCCUCAAUGCACUGAUAAUUUUCUUUUCUCAGAGCGUGACGUAUAUCAGCCAUCGUUAUCUUCGUCAGUACGUCCUGGCGAUUCUGGAUAGCAUCGAAGCUAUCGAGCAACUCAAAGCAGAGACCAAAAUCCUUGCUGCUCCACUAUUCUGGCCUGCCUUUAUGGGAGCCACGGAGGCGUUCGAUCCGCAACAUCAGGAACGCUUCCGUCAGUGGUAUAGAAAUGUGGAAGUGUAUGGAAUCGAGGUUGUGAGAACUGGCAUACAGCUCUUGCACGAAGUCUGGAGAUUAGGACCGGCAUCUAACCAGAUGCCGCCUCGUUGGCGCAGUGUAUUAGAAAUAAGAAGGGACUGUCUCAUGUUGACUUAG